ACUUACUCUGUGAACCAACCCAUUGCUGGAGUACAGGGAUAUUCCAUCAAUCAGCCAUCCGCGGUACUACCAGGCAUUCCUCCUAAUGCUCAGCCAACAAUCGCGGUGCCUGGAUACCCAAACAACAAUCAACAAGUCGGAAUGCCGACAUAUGCAGUCAGAAAGCCUAUGGUGCCCAUGGGUGGUACAACGGACAUGGCUUCUCAGAUCAUUCAAGAAGUUAUUGGCAAGGCCCUCAAAAGCGGAGCCCAUCAAAACGGAGGAAAUCCUUACUUUGCCGGGCCAAGUGGUACUGGUCACUGGUCCAUGCCUGUGCAUCCGGUCACUGGAUGUCCCUUCGGAUCCAGAGCUUUGGUACGAGCCGACCGCAGCGUUGUGAUGUGUGCCGAACAGCCAUGCCCUAACGGAUUUGUAUGUGUGUUUGCUGAGAGGGAAAACCGCUUCCAGUGCUGUUCAUCCUCGCAGAUACUGUCUGCUAGCAUCCCUGUCGAUUCCUCGUCCACAGCAGCUACGGUUGUGCAAGUUACAACCGAUGAUCCAAUUGUUGAGUGCCCGCCGGGAUUUUUCCUCAUCGAGGGCAAGUGUUUGAAG
This is a messenger RNA of Cylicocyclus nassatus, 591 nucleotides long. The record is from the annotation of a GenBank genome assembly. Lineage: Eukaryota; Metazoa; Nematoda; Chromadorea; Rhabditida; Strongylidae.